This is a messenger RNA of Glossina fuscipes, 946 nucleotides long. RefSeq names its product actin-related protein 2/3 complex subunit 4-like. Gene Ontology annotation, biological process: actin filament polymerization; Arp2/3 complex-mediated actin nucleation. The transcript has 2 exons. Gene Ontology annotation, molecular function: actin filament binding. Bases 251 to 757 code for a protein of 168 amino acids. NCBI's taxonomy places the organism in Eukaryota, Metazoa, Arthropoda, Insecta, Diptera, Glossinidae. The record is from RefSeq and is a predicted model, not a curated record. Gene Ontology annotation, cellular component: actin cytoskeleton; Arp2/3 protein complex.
UAAUAGGGAAACUUUGAUUUCUUAUUCGUAAAAGGGGUCAAAAUUGAUAUAAAAAUAUUUUAUAGAUUAAAGCUUCUAUCUAUAUUAUCAGCAAAUGAGAUUUUUCGAAAAAUCCUAAACGCCGGUGACAAAUUACAAUGCGUGUAGCAAUCUGGGAGGUGUUUCGUGCAAUUCUCCGUUCUGUUUUCUGUCAGAAAAAUUGAAGUGAAUCAUAUAUUUUCUUUAUAACUAAAUAAAUAUUUAAGAAGCAAUGGCUGCUACUCUCAAAUUAUAUUUAACUGCCGUACGUCACUCGCUAACAGCGGCAAUGUGCUUGCAGAACUUUGCUUCCCAAGUAGUAGAGCGUCACAACAAACCAGAAGUAGAGGUCUGCUCGAGCAAAGAACUGAUUUUAACACCAAUAUUGAUAUCACGUAAUGAACGUGAACGGGUCCUCAUUGAACCCUCGAUCAAUUCGGUACGUGUUAGUAUCGCGGUUAAGCAAGCGGAUGAAAUUGAGAAAAUAUUAUGCCACAAAUUCACACGGUUUAUGAUGCGUCGGGCAGAAUCUUUUAUUGUUCUAAGACGAAAACCCAUUGAUAGUUACGAUAUAAGCUUUUUGAUAACGAAUUUCCACACAGAGCAGAUGUAUAAACACAAAUUGGUGGAUUUUGUCAUUAGUUUCAUGGAAGAGAUCGAUAAAGAAAUUAGCGAAAUGAAAUUGGCCGUGAAUGCUCGUGCGCGUACUUGUGCAGAAGAAUUCUUAAAAAGAUUUUAAAAAAUUCCAUUGAAUGUAUUUCUUAAAUAAUUAUAAGCAAAGAAAUAAUUUUUGUAUUACUUUAGUAUUUAAUAAAUGCCAUAUGUUAUGUUAACAAAUCUAAAGGCUCAGUAUACAGGAGGAAAUUUGCGAUUACUUUGAUGGUGGCACAUUUCCCACCCAAAGCAGUACAACGGAAUUUUCAUAAUC